CCUACUCCCCCACCCACCCACCCUACCCUACCCAGCCCUGGACCAGGCCUCCGAGACGCAGACAUAUACCCCCUCCAGUACUUUAUCUUGCCCUACCUAGACAUAGCCCUCACCAACCUCACCUCUACCCAUCCUUACCCUCCAAUAGUCUUAGCCAAUACACCCUAGACUAACACAUCUCUACAACACUGACUGACACCUCAGCCAAGCCGCUUCCCCUGUCCUAACGUCCUGGCACAUCUAACAUAGUACUACUCCACCAUGCCCCACCCACCCACCCUACCAUACCAAGCCCCAUACAAACCUGUUUCGUCGUCAAAGCCACACAUACCCUGCCUCCUCCUCAUCCAUCCACCCUACUGCCCCUAUGUAUCAUUAGAAAAACGUGUGGCUUCUGUUCUAUUUUUGUUGUCUUUAUCAUCAUAAAUUAUAUACGUGUAUAAUUCUUAGUUAUUAGUCUAUUUCUGUUAAACGAUUUGAUCUGUUUCAGUGUUCUCAAGCUCUAUUCUGUCCCCCCAAUUGUGUGAUCUGUAGCCUACUUUUCUUCUUUCACCAUGUCUGUCUGUCUCUGUCUGUCUGUCUGUCUGUCUGUCUGUCUGUCUGUCUGUCUGUCUGUCUGUCUGUCUGUCUGUCUGUCUGUCUGUCUGUCUGUCUGUCUGUCUGUCUGUCUGUCUGUCUGUCUGUCUGUCUGUCUGUCUGUCUGUCUGUCUGUCUGUCUGUCUGUCUGUCUGUCUGUCUGUCUGUCUGUCUGUCUGUACGACGCUGUCAUAGACACACUAACAAACAAAACAGUCUGAAAUCCAGAUUAAACUUCACCGAAUGUAAGCAUAACACCCAGGUUUUUUUUAAAUAAACUUUUUUGUUGUUCUUUUACUACCCUUUCCCCAUUCCUUACUGUCUAGUUUCCUUCAGUCACUGGUGUCUGUUUGCAUGUUUCUAUUGUUCCCUCAGUGUGAGCUCACUGGAUAGUUACAGUGCUUGCCAUGAAGUUGAUUGGUCAAAUCAGAGCGUGCCCCCAACAUAGGGAGGAGAGUGCUAUUUUUGGUACCUUUUUCAUGGCAUUAGAAGUCAUAUCAGAAUCAGAGAGACUUUGGCCUAGAUCACAGGAGGGUGGUGACGGGAGGACGGCUCAUAAUAAUGACUGUAAUGAAGUGAAUGAGAUGGUAUCAAACACAAUAAAACCAUGUGUUUGAUGUGUCAAUACCAUUUCAUUCAUUCCAUUCCAGCCAUUACUAUGAGCCCAUUCACUCCAAUAAAGGUGCCAGCAGCCACCUGUGGCCUAGAUUCACUAAGAUCAAGCGUUAACCAGUGAUAGUCGACACCCGCACAGCUGGCGUUUUAGCCGUGUCGCAGGUUUAACUGCAUUACAGCUGUUAAGUCAGAGAGGUUGCUCAUGUGGUCAUUGUCACGAAGCCACACCGGUCCCACUCGCAUUACAAGUUCAGAAUGAGUAAAUCUAGGCUAUAUAGAAAUUACAUGACACUCAAAUUGAGAAUCAUUAAACUAAAUAAUUAGAAUUUCUAUCAGCCUAAUCGAGGUGUAAAUUAAAUAUCACAUUCCAGUGUUUGAACUUGUAAACAAGUUGUAAACAAGAUUGCAUGGGAUUUCUCUUAAUGCGACUCCGUGUAGCCAAUGGCAAUGUCCUCCUUUAGGUAUAAUGCCGGGAGCCGCUUGUGGAUUUGAACACUUCCUUAGUUUAACAGAUGGCAACUCUGUUGACAUUGAGACUCUUUUUCUGUAUUCCUUCUCUUUCUUUCUAUUUCAUUCUCAUUUUUAGGUCUUUGUCUUUGUGUGGUGACCACUUAAAAGUUUGAAUUUAGCUUCGUACACACAUAUAUGUAUUUAAAGACAGAAGCUAUAAAGUUUCUACUAUAAUGUCAAGAUAGUGUUUUAGUGUUUUUGUGCCUUGGUACUUUGUCUUAUCUACCCAGUAGAUGCAGAUUGUAUUCCUGUGUUUUAGAUGUUACUCCAUAGUGCUGGUGUCUGUUUUGUUUUUUGUUUUUUCCAGAGUGUAUGCACAAGUAUAAUGAAAUUGUUAGCAGGCCAGUACUGAUCUGUUGUUGCGCUUUAAAGAAAAAAGAAAAUGGAGAGGGAAAAAACGAUAACAUUUUCUAAGUUCCACUUUUGACAUGUAGCAUUUUGAAUAUUGUAAACAAAAGAAAUUGACACAAAAAGUAAUAUCUUUCAACAGUAUCUAAACAGGUGAUGGUGCUUUAUAGAUAUAACCAUCUUGCAUUUGUAGAGGCAACUUUAUAUGUUUCAUGGAUCCACUUUCAGUAACACUGUAUUUUGAUGUUAUUGUUCAUUUUUCUUGCUGAGAUUGUCUUUAAAGGUGAUUCAUAACAGACAUGAUGUGCCUUAACAUUGCCUUAAGGUUGUCUCAAUGUUGAUUCAGCCCAGUGUUAUGCCCUUCAAAUGCACAGAUUGUAGACGUAGACGUACAGUAGAUUGUCCAAUAAAACUACACUAGCCUAUACAAAUCCAGAUGUUUAGCUUGGAGAGCUCUAGUGUCAGAUCCAGUAUGUUGAGUAGAUGUAAUUAGAAGUCCAGUCCAAACAGAGAGACGCUCUAAAGGAGAGAAUUCAAGAAAGAUAAAGAAUCAGAUUCAGCACGUCGACCUAUGUGUCUGGCACUGUGUUGAUUUAAUGCGGGUUUAGGUUGUUAAUAAGAAACCAGAGGCUGUAAUGUGGUGUAGAGGGUGUUAAAUUAGUGAGGGUGAUACACUAAACACUUUAAAGACCAAUGGUCUAUAUCAAAUACUCACUUCGCUUGACAGCUUGGCAGAACAUGUUUUGUCAAUACAAAAAUCUCAAAAUUUAAACGGUUGAAUCUAAGAUUAUUUCUGGGUUAGAUGGCGCAAUAGUUAAAUAUAGACUUCGAGCAAUGGGCGGCAGAUACCUGUUGAAACCUGUUGAAACAGAUGCAGGUGGUGAUAGAGCUAUGAGACAGAGACGGAGAUAGAAGUGAGAUGGAGAACUGAGGGACAGAUAGAGAGGGACUGUGGUGCUGAACUGUGACUGACAGAGAGGGAUACAUCCUGCUCAGCCUGCCCACUGAUGCACUGAUCUCUUCACACGCUACUUCACUCGGUAGUCAGCUCAUCUCUCUCUCUCGGUCUCGCUCUCUCGCUCCCCCCCCUCUCUCAUCCCUCUCGCUCUUUCUCUUUCCCUCCCACGUUCAUUUUAAGGUACAUCCCUGCCAAGUUUAGCCACCUUGUCAACUCUAGCGCAUUCUAACAAAGACAAAACAUUGCUUCCACUGUUAAUGGAAAUAUAUCGACACAGUGAGUUCCUCCAAAGACAUGAGAAAAUAUGCUCCUUGUUUUCGUUGAGCCAAAGUGAAUGGAAUGUGGGACGUUUCCUCAAAUGACCCACAUCCCAGAUAAAUUAAACACAAGGAUAAAAUGUUAGGAUGUAUAAUUGUAUGUGUUUAUUUAUUAUGUGGGAACAAUGACAAAUUACAGAUAGUUAGAUCAGACCACUCUGUUAGCUGACAAGUAUCUGGUUUUGGUCCCUAUAUGCGCUGUCUAAAACCCCCAGAUAUGCAGUAUUUAACAUGUAAAAGCAAGCAAAAGUCCCAUGCUUUGCAUUUGUUAUAUUAAACUUAUAUGAGAUUAAAUGUCUCGUUAUUACUUGAAUUCUAAGCAUUAGAAGAAAACCAAAGUUAGAUAGAGAUUAAGUUCUCUGCCUCGCUGGCCACACUCCUGUUCCUGAUGGAGAGGAGGCUGGCCGCGCUCCUGUUCCUGACGGAGAGGAGGCUGGCCGGGCUCCUGUUCCUGACGGAGAGGAGGCUGGCCGGGCUCCUGUUCCUGACGGAGAGGAGGCUGGCCGCGCUCCUGUUCCUGACGGAGAGGAGGCUGGCCGGGCUCCUGUUCCUGAUGGAGAGGAGGCUGGCCGCGCUCCUGUUCCUGACGGAGAGGAGGCUGGCCGGGCUCCUGUUCCUGACGGAGAGGAGGCUGGCCGGGCUCCUGUUCCUGACGGAGAGGAGGCUGGCCGCGCUCCUGUUCCUGACGGAGAGGAGGCUGGCCGCGCUCCUGUUCCUGACGGAGAGGAGGCUGGCCGGGCUCCUGUUCCUGACGGAGAGGAGGCUGGCCGCGCUCCUGUUCCUGACUGAGAGGAGGCUGGCCGCGCUCCUGUUCCUGACGGAGAGGAGGCUGGCCGCGCUCCUGUUCCUGACGGAGAGGAGGCUGGCCGCGCUCCUGUUCCUGACGGAGAGGAGGCUGGCUGCGCUCCUGUUCCUGACGGAGUGGAGGCUGGCCGUGCUCCUGUUCCUGACGGAGAGGAGGCUGGGAUGUCAGAUGGAACUGCAGAUGGGGUGUGGCCUAAAUUGUGCUCCUGUAUGUGAAAUGAGUAGGCUAGAGAGAAGUCCCAAAAUGGUAACUGCAGAAGGAAGGCUAUCCACCAGUCCUAGCUGUAGCUACUGUGACACUUGAAGGGCCCAAAAAGUAAACAUACAAAUAUGAAUAAUUGAACAAUCUCAGUUCUCGUCCUCUUUAAAGACAAUAUCAGCAUUCUAGGCUACUAAAUAUAAUGAGGGUUGUUUUUUCCUUGGGAUAUGUUCUGCUUUUAUCCAUUACAUUUGUGGAUGUCUUAUAGUUAUUUUAGAUCAGUGGUUUCCAACCUUUUUUGGUUUCCGUACCACCAACUGAAUUUUGCUCUGCCCGGAGUAACACUGAAGUACCCCCUCAUGUGCAUUUGACCAGUAACCCUAUGGUCUCAUGUGCAUUUUACCAGUAACCCUAUGGUCUCAUGCAUUUUACCAGUAACCCUAUGGUCUCAUGUGCAUUUUACCAAUAACCCUAUGGUCUCAUGUACAUUUUACCAGUAACCCUGUGGAUAGGCCAAGUACCCCCAGGAGUCCUAGUACCCCUGGUUGGGAACCACUGUUUUAGAUGAUCCUAUGAUUUAUAUUGAAUUCAUAUUGACAUUAUUAUAUUGUUAUUAUUUUUGUUAUUACUGUAUGGGCAACUGAACCCAAUAAGAAGACGUAUUUCUGCACUGAUAUCUUAUUAAAGCGUACUGAUCUUA
Oncorhynchus tshawytscha (Chinook salmon) is the source of this 5027-nucleotide messenger RNA. RefSeq lists its product as uncharacterized. The transcript is spliced from 2 exons. Lineage: Eukaryota; Metazoa; Chordata; Actinopteri; Salmoniformes; Salmonidae. The record is from RefSeq and is a predicted model, not a curated record. Bases 3713 to 4432 code for a protein of 239 amino acids.